AUGAUAUGUGCGGUACGGAACGUUACAGAGAAUAGACAAAAGUGUAUACCGGAAGUACAAGUUCGACACGAGUCACGUCACGACAGAUACAUCAAAACAAGACCUCAUCACCUGUCAAACCGCCGAUUACACAGUGCCCUGAUUCGAGCAGGGGUUUGCUGCCUGUUUAUCUUCAUCUUGAAUCUCAUCGUACCACACGUUCUUGGUACGGAAUCAACAAUGGCAGGUGUAGAGGACUCGUACAUGGAUUUCUGGUUUGUUCGACUGGCUGUUAACCUUCUAGGCUAUGCAACUAUAUUUGUCCCUGGCUAUCUUCUGAUCCGAUACUUAAGGAAGGUUCGAUAUGAUGAAACUGCAGGUCCAGGCUUUUUCCAGCAGUUGGCUAAACUUUGUGUGUUUGGGAAGGAAAAUGAACAUACCGGUAAUUCGGAGGCAAACAACUCUGGAGCAAAGAAAACAGAUCCACUGGACCUAUCACAGAGUGCAUUGAUACUGGUCUUCUGCUUUUUAGGUCUUCAGGGGUCCUAUCUUACUUGGGGACUGCUGCAGGAGAGGAUUAUGACUUUUGAAUACGGAGCUUCUGCCGAGACUAAGGGAGAAUACUUCAAGAAUUCACAGUUUCUCGUUUUCAUAAACAGAAUCUUAGCUUUUACAAUUGGUAUCUGUGUGCUUUUCAUGAAAAAACAGCCACCUCACACUGCACCUUUGUAUAAAUACUCCUACAGCUCAUUCUCAAAUAUCAUGAGUAGUUGGUUUCAGUAUGAAGCCCUGAAAUUUGUUAGUUUUCCUACACAGGUUUUAGCUAAGGCAAGUAAAGUUAUACCAGUUAUGCUCAUGGGGAAAGUCGUUUCAAAAAAGAGUUACGAGUACCAUGAAUACAUCACAGCUGUUAUGAUCUCGUUAGGAGUUGGAAUGUUUCUGCUUACUAGUGGUGACGUUACCAGAGACAGUCAGAAAACCACGACAAUUGCAGGUGUGAUUAUGCUACUUGGAUACAUGUCCUUUGAUAGUUUCACAUCCAACUGGCAGGGCGAACUUUUCAAAACAUACAAAAUGUCUUCUAUACAAAUGAUGGCUGGUGUAAACAUGUUCUCCUGCCUACUCACCAGUGUAUCACUUAUUGAGCAAGGUGGUUUUGUUGAAUGUAUAGCUUUUAUGUUCAAAUAUCCAACGUUUGUUGUGCAUGCAGUUAUACUCAGUCUCUGCUCUGCGUGCGGUCAGCUUUUCAUUUUCUACACAAUAGAAAAAUUUGGUCCCGUUACAUUUACAAUCAUAAUGACACUUAGACAGGCCUUUGCUAUAUUGUUGUCGUGUAUAAUCUACGGUCAUCCACUUACAUUCCUAGGUAUUAUUGGUGUUAGUAUUGUUUUUUUAGCCUUGUUUUUGAGAAUUUAUGCGAAUCAACGAGCCAGAGCUAUAAAACUUGCAAGAGAAGCUAUGGAAAGAAGCUCCUCAAAUGUAUAGAUUGAACCAAUAUACACUAGGCAUAGUCACUACAUUGUUUUAAAGUUGCACACAUAGACUCUGCCUCCAGGUUGUUACUGGCAUUAUAUUUAUAUUGUUGUAGUUAUUGCAAAUGAUUUAUUAGUUAUUAUUUUUCUAAGAUAUAGUAUUAUAUAGAUCUGUUUAUUACACUGUUUAUACCUUGACUUACAGGGCUAUAGGUUUUGAAAUACGUUGGAAGCAUUUCAGUUUACUAGAUAAUAGAGAGGUUUUUAUUUGCACUUUAAAUAAAACACAUGCCAAAGAUGUAAAAAUUACUGCAUCUGUGUAUUAAGAACACAGAAAAAGGUGAUAUGAGAUUGAAGAGUUGAGAUUUUUCUGUUGAGUAACUGUUCAUUUGUUAUUGUGUAGAAAAUGCUAUGUGAACUACAUACACACUCUGUCUAUGUUGUUGUGAAAAGUUGAAAACUAUGGGUUGUACUAUCUUUUUAUAUUUACAAACAUGUUUGUAAAGAAAGCUAGGGAACACAGGGUUUUAUUUGUGAAGAGUCAAUGUACCAUAUGGAAAAUCACCUGGCAUUAUAUGUUUUUUUUAUGCUGAUUUUAUUUUGUUUAAAGAGUAUUUGUUGUUGUAAUUAUUUGUACUAAAAUGUGUACAGUGUUUUUGUUUGUGAAUGUGUGUGUUACUUCAGUCUAACCAUGUCACAUUUUAUAUUUCUUUGAACGUAGCUUUAUACUUGUAGGAUUGGGAUUAAAAUGUAGAGUGGGGACUUUUUAAUCAGCUGUAUAUGAAGUGCUGAUUUAUUUAUUUUCAAUGGCUGUUUUUGUUUUGUUUUAGGGUGUGUGAGUGGGUGGGGAGCGGGGAUCAGGGUUUAAUUCAAACUGUUUUUGUAAACCUAUGUGCAACACUUCUGACUGUACAGAGUUCUAAGAAGGGAUCUCCUUAGCAGGGUAGUUAUGGGCACUACUAUCCAGCCAGCUUAAGGUGCCCAUCUUGGCUUGAAAUAAUGAGCAUAGGGGCACUCGGUCUUUCUCCAUCUUUUGUCAUACACCUGGGCGCAUGAUUUUCUGUUGUGGUAUACAUAGAUGGAUAUUCAAAUUAUCUGGCACAGACAAUCACCAUUAUAAGAUGUUGUGUCAACUUAAGGUUAAUUCUUAGACCCUUUGCUCAAAGGUUAUGAUCACACUAAGAAGUCAAGAAUAUGUCAUUUUUUGUUGUCAAAUCUGUAACUUUUAUAUACAUAGGCAUAGGAGGUUGGGUUGGGGAUGGACCAAGGUCUCCUAAUUUUGAGGGGUUGGGGGCAGCAUAUGCCAGAAAUUAUAGACGAUAAGGACAAAAAGCCAAUUUGAGAAAACUUUUAAGUGUACUGAUUAAGACUUUGUGUGGUGUUUUUUGUCAGUAAGUGGAAAAUUUUCAGAUAAAAUAUGGUUAGAUUUGGCAGCUUUGAGAUCACUCCUAUGGCAAUGACAUUCGAGGAUAUUUAUAAAACUGAGUACAAAUUCUCGCCAUAACAAGGAGAAAUAACAUUUAACCCUUUAAAGAUGAAGUAAAUAUUUAUGAUUAUUUUUCUUUUUGAGUCCAUUAGUUCAGUAUGGUUCUACUCUCAAAGUGCCAACCAGACUCAAACUUGGUAUCUGAACAUCACAGUGGUGGGCACAUUUCUUAUUUCUUUAAGGAUUAAAAUCAUAUGAGAGAGAAUGGUAAAAUUUAUUCAAUGUGUUAUUAUAUAGUACAUGACUUAGUGUAUAUUGCACGACAGUUCUGUUGUUUGUGGACUUUGGAAGGGGAGCUUAGCGUUUAUUGUACCAUUUAUCAUAAACUACAUGAUAGAUUUAGUUAAUUGUAUUGCUUUAUUUUAUAUGUUAGAAAAUAUGUUGUAUGUUUUCAAAGCACAAUAGUCCAAAAUCAGUAGAUAAAACCAAAGGACCUAUACAGUUCAAAGUUUUUGUUCAGCAGUGUGUUGCGUUGUGAAAAUAGUUGACGAUUUUAUUUAUAAAUACUCAGUUUCAGCAUGUUAAUGUAUUUCGAGAAGCAAAGUUACGAGCCAAGAUAUUUUGGAUGUUGAAGUUUCGUCAUGGUUUAUCCUACUUAGUAUACUGUUGACAAAGUUGGUAGAUUUAUAUUUUGUGAGCAGCCUUCCAUAAUGUUUUAGUGAUAUUGGAACCAGAAUACUUCUAUUCUAUACUUACUUUUAUCUUCCAAUCAGUGAUUUGUAUCCGAACCCUGUAAUGAUUAAGAUAUAUUCUGUAUUGAAUGAUGCAACAACUUAAAUUGGUACAGCUGUAGACUGAUGAAAUUCAACACCAGUUAAUGCUUGAAGCAAUAUUUAUGUAUAUAUUUAAAAGGAUGCAAAUAUGUCCCUCUGAUUGUUUUCCUUUUUACUGUAAAAAAAGCAUAGAAUGAAAAUAUUAUAUCACAUAGUCCCAUUUAGUUUCUUAUAUCUCAUCCUAAAAUUUCUUUUUGGAAUGGAUCCAAACUUCUGUUUCCAUCAGUAAAUUUAUGAAAAGAUAAAGUUCAGUUUUUAAGGAUAGAAAUACCAGUUUAUAUAUUGGACUCUUUGCUUACUUAAAUUGUUAAUUAAAUGAUACUUGUCUGUAGUUUUAGAUGAUAUUUAUGCCAUUAUUAGAAAGUUAAUUGUUUAGAUGUUAUCUUGAUGUUUAACCUUUAGCCUGCUGGCAGACAAAGAUGAGCCUGCACAUCCAUGUAGGUUGGUCAUGGUCUGCACUGUUCGCUAUUCAGUCAUUAAAUUUUAGUGAACAUGCACUCCUUUGAAUUAUAAAUUGUAUUGCCCAAAUUGAAUGAUAGACCAGUCCAUUUUAGAUAUAUGGCAGGGUAAAGGUUAAUGAUGGUAGUUUAAUCACAGGCAUAAACAAAAUACCAAAAUGUGAAGUCCUGUAGCAGUUUGUUUUGUUCCGAAAGCAUAAUAUUACAUGUACCUCUAAAUGUUCCUAACACUUUGAAAGAUGUAGGGGUUUGUUUUUUUUUUGUCUCCAGAAUAUUUUAAAUAGAAAGCAACUGGCCUUAAAUUUUGACUGAAUCUGAAAUGGGAGUUUGAUAAGUUGACCAUAAAAUUUGUUGAAACUCAAUUUAGAUAAAAUUUCCAUGCUAUGAAGUUGUUGAAAGUUUAAUUAAGUUGGCUUGUUGUAUUUGUUCUUGUGAUUAUUGAUGUCCUAGCCAAAAUUAAUGUAACAUACAGACGGUGUCAAUACAAAAACCCCCGAAGUGAAAUGCGCUUAAAUGAUUUUCUAAUAAACAUUGUUUGCAAAAUUUCUACUUAUUUCUGUCUAGUUGUCAUCUUGGUAGUCAGUUGCUUUAUUUCAGUAUAACCAUGUGAAAUAGGCAAAAAUCCAAUGUUUACUUUACUUAUGGUUUUUUCCCCCCUCUCACAAAAGGUUUUACAUACGAUUUGCUAUUAUGGGUUACAUGCAACUUGAAAAUCCACCAUAUUGUAGCCAGCAUAUAAAAUACCAAUAACAAACCUGUAAACAUAAGUUAAUGGUGUGAAACUCUAUUGGAUAUGUAACUCGGCUUUAAACUGGUUCUAAAGGCCUUUCUUCCAAGAUCUCACCAUUGCUAUGACAAAGUAAAUACAUUUUAAUCAUCUCCAGAAAAGUUGCAGUUUUAGUGUUUGGGUUUUGGACCGACACUGUCAAUAUUGUACUAAGAUUGUAUUUUACAGCCUUUAUGUCUCAUUGAAAGAAUAUACAAAUAUACAAUGUAUCAAUGUUAUCUUUGAAAAUUAUAUUUUGUAAAAAAAUUCAAACCUGUUUGAAUUUUUUUAAAUAGGAGAACUUGAAAUUUUUUGUCACCCUUUCCUCUGUGUUGGCAUCACAAAGGUUUUGUAUGUAAGCAGGUUUCUAUAAAAAUACUAAGUAAAAUGCUUUCAAACUUCUCACAUAUUCAACAUCACGAGCUGACUUCACAGGACAAGGUACAUAACUCGGGCUUUUAUUUUGUUUAAAUUAUGAACCUUUUUAGAUGUAGAAAUUUUAUGAAAGUUUUGCAAGUAAGCUAUUGUGCUGAACACUUUUAGACUCUUUAAGUCUUUGGCAUAAUGAAAUAGAGUCAGGUUCUAUACACUAACAGUUUAGUUUACAAAGUUUUGCUGUUUCUUUAAUGUUGAAAAUUUUGCUAAAGCUUUUGUAUGUAAGCUAGUAUAAGGGCUUCAAAAAGUGGAGCAUGAUGGCAUUAGACAGCUAUAGUUGAUAGUAAAUAUAACUGGCAAGAGUUUUACAUAUACUAGUGUUUCAUUAGAAUGGUUAUAUCAGCCUUUAAAAUAUAUUUAAAUGUGAGGUCAGCUGUUAUUUUUAGGUAUAUGGUAUCCAACAUAACUGAAUUAUGUAUAGAUCUAGUCACGAUGUAAAAUACAAUUUCAAGUAUAUAUGUUACUUUAUAUGAUAUUGGCUAAAAAUGUACAGCUUGGUUCUUGCACCAUUUAAAAGGAGAAACUUUUGUUAUGUAAUUAUUUAUUUUGACACAGAGAUGAAGUCCCAGAUGUAAUGUUUGAUUGUUUGGUUUUGUUAGGGACCACUUUAUGAAUCUCAUUCUGAUCUAGAGAUUGUUAUCAUACUUUCUUCAUUUUAUUUUGUUACCUAAGGCUCUUGCUGUUAAUUGUUUUAUAUAUGAAAAUAUUUUAUAGUAUCAAAUAGAUUUUAUCAUUUUGUGUGCAUGUUAAAAAACUAUUUGUUAUUCAUUAAUUUUGCUACUUAAUAAUUUGUUUAAUCUUUUUUGUUCUUUUUCUAGUAGAAAAGGGGUCCGAUUUUGUGGGGAGCAGUUCUAACUUGUUAAAUGUAUUAACUGUUGAAUUUCUGUUAUUCUGAGUUAAGACAAAGUAUACUCCGCAUAGGUAAAAGGUUUGAAAAUAGGGAAUAUGUAGUUAUUCAAAAAUAUAAUGCUAAGAUCUUACAAAAUAGUCCUUUUUAUUGAUAAGUAGUGAUUUUUUUUGUACAAUUGUAUAUACUUUAAGUAUAUUUAUUUUAUUGAUAACAUGACCAGUCCUGAAAACUUUUUUUUAUUGUGCUGGUAUAUUCAAGGAUUCUGUAUUGUUGAAAUGUGAUAAGAUUAAAGGACUGUAAAAAUACGUUAGAAUAAGCAAACAAAAUAAUCUGCCAGCUUGUUAUGUAUCAUUUUCUUUAAAUUAAUGUAACAGUUUGGUUGGCAAAGAAUGGACAUGUUCUUAUAUCAACCAACACUAUACACUUGGAUACCGAUUGUACUUAAAGCCAUUGUAUAUCGGUUAUGUCACUGUUAAAUGUCUCAAUAUCAUAUACCAAAGAGUGUACCUAUAGGGGUCGAAUACCAGACUACAAUGUCACACGGACAGAACUGGCCUUUCUACAUAACAAGGUGCUGAGACAACAGUGUACAAGUGUUGUUCACCAAAUCUAAAAUUGUUAACUUGCAUUGUCUAUGAUGUCUUCAUAUUGUCCACUUUGUUAAAAAUAUUUUUUCUUAAUCAAUUCAAUUACUUAUUUAAUCUAUAAAAAUAUUCUGACCAUCUUUUCUCAUAAAACAUAACAGUUGAAGACUAAGAGUAUUCAUUUUCAACACAUAUCAUCUUUGUUAAUGUAAAAAAUUCAUUUAUCUGAAGCAUAAGGGUAGUAGACUUUGUUGUUGAAAUCCUAAAACAAGUCUCUCUUUUAUUUAAGGUUUAUUAUGCCGUAAGAUGCAUGAAGUUUUAUUUGCAGUUAUUGAUGUUUUUACAUUAAAGACCCAUAAAUAUAUUUUCUGGGCUGCUAGUAUGUUACUAUGGUUAUUAAAUAUCCAUUAAUUCUGUUCUUUAUAUAGUGUCAACUUGUUUUAAUGAGUGCAGUUGCUAGCGAAAAUGUUACAUGUUAAAACAGCACCAGUUAUACGCAGUUGCACAUUACAGGAACCCAGUUGCACAGCCAUUCUACAUAUAAUGGAACACUCUCAUAUAGUGCCCAAUCUUGUCUGUUUUAAAGCAUUCUAUAUGGCGACAUAGGUCUUACAAUGUAUUUUGCUUUAUUCACAGGCCUUUUUGCCCUAAGUUGGUCACACAGCAAAACUGAACAGUAAAAGACUGAAAAAUGUAUACAGAUCUCAUUGUCCCAAAGUCUCAGUGGCGACAUGUUAAAUUUUUUUGCUAAAAUGUAGUCAGCUUCUGUCCAGUCCUCUUAUGCCAACACUUAGGCAAAACAUUCAAUUAUUGUAAUUGGUUAAUCCUGCAAUUUUCUUCUUUCCAUAAGACAGACAUACCAGAGCAGCAGUGUAUAUGCAAGUGAACCACUGACAAUGAAAUCUGGUACACAAAAUUCAUAUCUCAGCAAAAAUUGUGGCCUUAGUUUUAAUACAUGUAGUACAGCUGUAAUAAUUUUAUAUUUGAAAUGGUCUUUAAAAUGUGGGAAAAUGCAAAAUAAAAUGGUGAACAAAUCCAA
Messenger RNA from Mercenaria mercenaria, 7842 nucleotides. RefSeq names its product adenosine 3'-phospho 5'-phosphosulfate transporter 1-like. The coding region runs from base 1 to 1464 and encodes 487 amino acids. Gene Ontology annotation, molecular function: 3'-phosphoadenosine 5'-phosphosulfate transmembrane transporter activity. Lineage: Eukaryota; Metazoa; Mollusca; Bivalvia; Venerida; Veneridae. Gene Ontology annotation, cellular component: endoplasmic reticulum membrane; Golgi membrane. The transcript is spliced from 3 exons. Gene Ontology annotation, biological process: transmembrane transport. The record is from RefSeq and is a predicted model, not a curated record.